AAGUAACGCGGCGCCACCACCGCACACCACACCACACCACACCGUCGCGCCCGUCUCCCGUCCUCCACCGACCCCGCCGCGGCCGCCCCGCGUGCCCGAAACGCCACGCUGCCUUCUAACCCCCUUCCGAUUUUAAAUGCCACCGAGGCCCACGCCGGCGCCGGGGCAGCUGCCACGCCCGCGCCCGCCCCCGCUGAUGCCGGUGGCGAAGAGGCCGCCCGCUCCGUGGGCGCUGGCCCUCCCGGCCGGCCGCCGCGCGCGCGCCCGCCUCUGCCUCCGCCUCGCCGCGCCGCUCUCCUUCCUGCUCCUCCUCGCGGCGUUCCUCCGCACCCAGCCCCCGGCCGCGCCGCUCGACGCGCUGCCGCCCUCCGCUGGGCCGGGGAAGGUGGCCUUCCUCUUCCUCGCCCGCGCCGGCCUGCCGCUCGACUUCCUCUGGGACGCCUUCUUCCGCAAUGGGGAGGAGGGGAGGUUCUCCGUGUACGUGCACUCGGCGCCGGGGUUCGUCCUUGACCGCACCACCACCGGAUCGCCGUACUUCUACGGCCGUCAACUCGCGAGGACCGUCAAGGUGGCGUGGGGCGAACCAACCAUGGUCCAGGCUGAGAAGAUGUUGUUCGCCGCCGCGCUUGAAGAUCCCGCCAACCAGCGAUUUGUUUUGCUCUCGGAUAGUUGUGUUCCUUUGUACAACUUCAGCUACACAUAUACUUACUUGAUGGGUUCACCUAAAAGUAUUGUGGAUAGUUUCACUGACAAGACAGAGAAGCGCUAUAAUCCAAACAUGUCUCCCGUCAUUCGAAAGGAUAAAUGGAGGAAAGGAUCCCAGUGGGUAAUGUUAAUCAGAAAACACGCAGAGGUUGUUGUUGGCGACAAGCAUGUCUUUCAAGUAUUCAGAAAGCAAUGUAAGAUGGUUGUGACCAAUGCUUUGCUUGGACAAAAGCUGGUGAAUGCUAGACGACUAGGAUUUGUAUUUCGGCGAAAGCAGAUAUUGAAAGGAGCUGCCCAGGAGGAGCACGAUUGUAUUCCGGAUGAACACUAUGUGCAGACAUUAUUUUCUAUCAGAGGACUGGAAGAUGAACUUGAAAGGAGAACUUUGACCUAUACAUCAUGGAACCAGUCAACUUUAGAUCCUAAAGAUAAAAUGACUUGGCAUCCAACGACAUUUGAAUAUGACGCAGCAAGUCCUGAGCAGAUCAAUGCUAUAAAGAGUAUCGAUCAUGUGAACUAUGAGGUGGAACACAGGACUGAGUGGUGCAAAUCCAACGGCACAUCUGUCCCAUGUUUCUUAUUUGCCAGAAAGUUCUCAUAUGGCGCCGCGAUGCAUCUGUUGGAGGAUGGUGCUUUUGGUCUGCUAAAAUCUGCUCAACUACUGGUUAACUUUUAACAAAUUCUCUUGUAUACGAGCCAUCAUUUUUCGUCUGGGUGGAUCAGUUCAUAGCCAGGUCCAGCUUCGUUGUUUGCAGUAGCAUUUGCAGCUGAAGCUACUCAGCGAUGGAGUACCAUAGUGUACUGCUAGGAUUUAGAUUGUGUAUAGAUCAUCGGAUCGGAGCAGAGUAGGUUAUUAUUGUACAGAGCAUCAUUGAAGUAUGGGAAUAGCAUCAGGAUGCAAUCUCCAACUUACAGACUGAGGCUGGGACGCGGUGUCAACGGCUCCAUCCGUGACAAACAAUGAAGCAUACAAAUAUAAAGGAGAAUCUGUCGCAAUGGUUUACUAUCAGUGUAGGAAAGGUGCAGCAAUAAUUUUGUGUCAAUGAUCUUAUACAUACAAAAAAUAGAAGAACAAAACAGAAAGGAAGUACAUUUCUUAUAUUUUUAUUCUUUUACAUUGAAAAAUGCUUCAUUGUUCAGUACAA
Messenger RNA from Triticum dicoccoides, 1850 nucleotides. RefSeq names its product glycosyltransferase BC10-like. Bases 137 to 1381 code for a protein of 414 amino acids. The transcript is spliced from 11 exons. The record is from RefSeq and is a predicted model, not a curated record. NCBI's taxonomy places the organism in Eukaryota, Viridiplantae, Streptophyta, Magnoliopsida, Poales, Poaceae. Gene Ontology annotation, molecular function: glycosyltransferase activity. Gene Ontology annotation, cellular component: membrane.